This is a messenger RNA of Varroa destructor (honeybee mite), 5646 nucleotides long. RefSeq names its product vitellogenin-6. The record is from RefSeq and is a predicted model, not a curated record. Gene Ontology annotation, molecular function: lipid carrier activity. Gene Ontology annotation, biological process: lipid transport. Lineage: Eukaryota; Metazoa; Arthropoda; Arachnida; Mesostigmata; Varroidae.
AGGUUGGAAGGUAUGAUUCGAAGAGUAGCUAACCGUCGACGAUGAGGUUCUUUGUUCUUCCCCUAGUCCUAGCUGCGGCCGUUAGUGCCGAAAUGUUCCACUUUGUUGGUCAAAAUGGCCAAGGCUCGACCUUGUACAACGUUCAUGGCGCCGUCACUGUUGGAGCCAACCAGCUGACGGGCAAAAAGGCCGUCCUCGCAUACAAGGGUGUCCUUGCUGUUUUACAAGUCGUUGAGGGCGAGUACAUGGCCAGGUUCACUCAAUUCACCAUUAGCAAGUACGACAGGAUUAGCUGGAACAUUAAGGAUGAGACUUUCGGUAACCUCGAACCUGAGGAGCAGCGUCUUGUCGAAACUCUUCGUGAAGACGAUGACUAUCAACGGGAAAUGCAGAAACCUGUGAAGUUCUACAUGAAAAAUGGUCAAGUCGUCCGCAUGGAGGCUGGCAAAGAGCACAGCCAAUGGUCGCUUAAUAUCUUCCGUGGCAUCUUCACCCUGUUCCAGAACCAAGUUCAAAGACCCUACGAAAUGGCUAUUCCCUACAUUGACUAUAAAUACGAAGAUGGUGUAGCCGGCAACUGCAAGGUCCAAUACGAGGUUUUCUCUCAGCCCGAGUACGGUGUUGGUCAGGGUGUGUUGAAUAUAACCAAGACUACGAACUACAAGGACUGCUUAAGUCGUCCUGUUUACCUUCACCUUAAGGACACCCAGCGUGGCUGUGCUGGUGUAUGCGACAACCACAAUCCCGAGAACUUUCUCGGCCAGUACGAGGAGGAGCGCACCGAUCACGAGAUGAAGCCCACCCCUGGCUGCCCUGUUAAUCAGCAGCGUAGCGAUACCCUCGUCACUGUUCAAACUGUCACCAAGUACAACGUCUCCUGGGGCUAUCUCGACGGGGCUCACUCCGAGCACACUGACAUCUACCACCUGUUCGGUGACAGAUUUCAGGUUUUCACCGCUCUCCAUCUUCACCAUAACGAAACUGAGGGACCCAUGUUCGACGAGCCCCAGAACGUAGAGACUUACGAUACUCUCCAGCAGCAUUUGCCCCAUGAGGACGAGCUUGCCAUCCCUAUUUACGCCCUAAUGAAACAGCAUGGUCAGCAUCAGCAGUAUCCCCGGUACUUCCAGAGACAUUUCGAGACUGUUAUCCAUGAGCUUCGUCAGAUCAAGGAGCACCAGAAUCAGGGUCAAAACAAAAAUUACGAUGCUCCCGCUUACCUCGUAGAGCUUAUUCAGGCUAUAUCUGGCAUGACUGAGCACGAACUCAAGGAGACCGUUCCUGCUAUUGUUCGUCAGAAACAGCCCAAGCAGCUUGACGAGGAAGAGUACCUCCGUCGCCAACUCUGGAUUGAGCUUCUCGGCAAAGCAGGCUCCAAAACCGCCGUCAAGAUUGCCGUUGAACUCAUUAAGAACAACAUUUUCACUCCCGCCGAAACUCGUCGCAUUCUUCAGGACAUCGCUGCUUUCCAGUCCUACCCCGACACUGACAUGAUCGAGCGGGUCCUUGACCUCUGUCUCCAAAGUACAAGCCAGGCAUACGGACAGAGUCUUACCUCCAUUGGCAAGGCUACCGCCUGCGUUGCGGCUGGCAAGAUCAUUUCCAAGGGCUGCAACUCCAAGAUUUACCAACUGGCCCAAAAGCACCAACAAGAGAAGAAGCUCAUCAAUAGCAGUCGUCAAACCAUCCAUAGUAGUGAACAUGGUUACGAGGUCGAGCCCGAAGCCUCCGAGUAUCGUCUGACCAUGGGUCACUUACCCAUUCAACCUCAGUACCUCUGUACAUCCGAGAAGCUCCAGCAGUACGUUAAACGUCUUAGCCAGGCUCUCUCACAGGCUACUGAAUUUAGAACCAUCAUUGCCUAUAUCAACGGUCUCGCCAAGAUUGAGAAGCCCGAGGCCCUGCCUAAGCUUAUCAGCUACGUUGAAGGCACCGCCCAGAACCUCAAGUUCGUCAAGCAAGAAGGUGAAGAUGAAGACGAGGCCACUGAGUUUGUGCGUCGCGUCGCCAUACUCUCUCUUCGCAACAUUGCUUUUAAAUAUCCCAAAGAGGUUAAUCCCAUUGUUCGCGUAAUCUAUCAGAACACGACCGAGAAAGUGCAAACCCGUAUUGUUGCCUUCGACGUCUGGAUGAACACCCAACCCGCCCAGUGGGAAGUUGAAAAGGUUAUGCAGGUCGCUAAUAAAGAUUCCUCUCGUGAGCUUACCCAUUAUGUAUAUACUGCCCUCAAAACCGCCAUGAGCGCCCAGGAGCCGUGCUACAAGCUUCUGGCUGAGCGCAUCCGCGCCGUUUGGACCCAAAUUCGUCCUUUCGAUUUUGGUAUGAAAUUCUCCCAGCUUCGUUCCAUGGGCUACUACAGCUACGUUGAGAACUACGGUAUCCGCGGUAUCUGGAAGAUGAUCGCUUCUAACACGACUAUGACUCCUGGUUACACCGAGGCCAAAUUUGAGCAGGUUCGUGGCCCUUUCAUAAAGUCUGUCUUCGGAGGUAAGGUUCUUAUUAAAGGUGGCAACAGUAUCUGGGAACAAGUCGUCGGUAAGAACGAUCUUCUUGAGCAUGUUGCUUGUGUCCUUAGUGGUCACACCCAACAAUGUCAGCAGGAUGCCCGUCGCCUGUUUAAGGAUAUUGCUCAAGGUAUGGGAGUCAACAAGUACAACGAUGAAACCCCUAAGGCUGUCCUCUACUGGAACGUUUUCGCUGGUGAGGCUAUAAUCCCAAUCGAUGGGGACUACCUACAGGAGCUUAACGAUGAGCUUCGCGGAACUAUCUCCAGUCUCGGACGAAACGGUCUUUCUGGUCAUUAUUUGCGUGUGUUUUUGCCUACCAAGGCCUUCCACGUCGAGCCUACUAACCUUGGUUUUCCCAUUGUCCACUCCACCAUUCACCCCGUCGUCUUUUCUGUACGCUACGAAAACCUUAAGCUUCAAUAUAAUAAACUUGCUCCCUACAAGUUCGAGUUCACUGGAACUGUCCAGCCCACCAUCCUUUCCUUCCGUCAAACCCGUGUCUUCGCUGCUGAGAGGCAGGGUCACCGCGUUCCCACCAUGAAGGUUACUGACAUCAAGGAGUUCAACCCUCGUUUCAGCUUCCAGCUUGGCUACAUCCAAUCCGAGCACCGCUUCUAUGGCCAUAUCAAGCCCAUCUUCGACCGUGUCUUCCAUUCUGGCCACUGCACCGAACUCAAGCUUGAGGCUAAUAAUAUCAUCGAUGCUGAACCUUAUGCCUGCGUUGUUGAUUACGGCAACUGCAUCAAGACCUUGUACGAUCCUAUUCAUCGCAACCAGCAGAUAGGUGGACAGUGGUUGGGAAUGGUCCUCCGCCUUGCCGGUGAGUCUCACCAGUCCUGGUCAGGUCCUGGCACCUUCAGUUCUCAGGAAGCCCGUCAGGAGGGUCUUUUUGCCGCUGCGUUGAACCAUUUUGCUAACAACGGCAUGAAGCACCACGCUAUGUCUCUCUACCUUGAGCCCGACAAGCGACAGCCAAUCAACGAGUGGUCUGCCGUAAUUGAUCUAGACUCUAACCUUGAACGUCUUGCCAAGGUUGCCAUCUCUGAGCAGGCGCAAAAAAUCCAGAAGGUCAAGGCUGAGUACAAGUCUCGCCAGCAGCCCAUCAACGUUGAGCUCCAGGAGGUCAUCCGCAAAGUUGAUAACCUCCUCGAGAACACCAAUGAGGAGAUCGAUGAGACCACUAUCGAAAGUCAGAUACUCGUCAAGAUCCAGGGUAGCCACCAGGGUCAGCCCAAGUGUACUAUCAAUGUUGCCAUGAAGAAGGUCCACAACUUUGAAAGUACAAAGCAGGUGUACGCUCUCGCCGUAGAGCACAAAGAGUCAAACAACAAUAUCGAGCUCUUCGCCAACGUCUCCUACCCCAAGAUCGGCUCUCCUUUCCACUACGACCCCACUUAUUUCUCUGAAGAUCAGCGCAUGAACGGCACUUUCAUCGCCAAGUUCCAGGGCCAGCAGGAGCAGACCUACCGUGUUUCUUUCCAGGCUGUCAAGUCCGAGGAGCAAAAGAAGGGAUCCAAUUAUGAGUGGUUCGAGGUCCGGUGCCUCGCUGAGCAGAAGGCCGGCAAGACUAUGACUGAUACUUGCAAGAAGGCUAUCCUUAAGGCCAAUUCUCUCGACGCCAUGAGCAUGACUAUCCAUCUUCCCCGUAACGUCGACCCCAAGGCUAAGUCUCUCGCCUAUCAGACCCUAGAUUUCGUCAAGUACCAGCUCUACCCGAAGAUGCAGUCUAAGCUUGUCAGCCACAAGGAGCGUCAGCAACAACUUCAGAAAUAUCAAAACGGGAAACAGGAGAUCUACAUCUCCGCUAACGCUACCCGUGAUUCUGCCUCGUCCCUUCUCUACAACGUCCACCUCGAGAUGCCCUUCGAGGACGUGAUGUUCUCUAAGAUCCGCCUCCCAGGUCUCCGUCCCAUCCAUAUGCAACUUUCCAGUAGGCAGCAGCUUGAACACGUUGCCUACCGCGGGCAGAAUGAGAACGUUUGCGUCCUUGGCGACAAGUACGUCCGCACAUACGACAAUGUGACCUUGAGUCUCGACGUCAUGCAGGGCUGUGAGUACGUUUUGACCCGUCACCAGUCUGAGAACGACCCCGUCUUUACCGUUACCUUCGAGGUCGUCAAGCCUAACAGCUUUGCCAAAAAGAUCCGGGUCCAGUUAUACGACCAGGUCAUUGAAUUUAUUCCCUUCGUUACCACUGAUCGUUAUUUCCAAGUCAUCAUCAACGGUAAUCAGCACCAGCUCACUUUCAAUAAGCCGAUCGCCUUCGUUUACGGCAAUGGCCAGCGCGUCUACCUCAACGCCUACGAGACCCCUAACCCCCACGACGCUCCCGUUGUAGACCUCUACACCGAAUCCGAAGAAUUCGGGGUCCACUUUGAUGGUCACGCCGCCAAGGUGUACAUCAACGGCAAGUACAAGGGUUCCACAUACGGUGUGUGCGGCAACAAUGAUAACGAGCAAAAACACGAGUUCAUCGGUCCCAACAGUCACGAAUACGAGCGUUCCAACGAGUUUAUCGCCGCCUACGGCAUCGGUCAGCGGUGCAAGGUCCCCGCUCAAAACAGCCACGAGAAGCAGAUGGAGAUUCUUAAUCAGGAGAUCGAGCAGAUCCGCCGCCAAGAGCAGGUCAAGACGCAGCUGCUCAGCAAACAGAUGCAGGACAGCUACACCCAGCAAAAUGAGCGAAGCCAACAGCUCGGCCAGCAGCAGAACGAGUUCAACCGAUUCUGGAUGGAGCAACAGAACGAGCAGUUCUGGGGAAAACAGCAUGGACAGGAGGAGGAGUGGGACUCCGAAAAGGAGCAAGAGCAACGUCAAAUCCUGAAGACCGUUGUGUCUAUCGAGAACGAUCACGUCUGUUUCUCUUCCAGGCCGAUCGCCACUUGCAAGCUCGGCUACCACCAUGAGGGUGUGCUCCGCAUUGAACGCGUUGAAUCUAUCUGCCUCGAGAAGAAUCACGGGGCUGCCAUAGAGGCUAUAAAACAGAUUCGUGCCAAACGCACCAUCGACGUUACCAGCCUCGCCCAAUACCAAAAGGGACGUCUCUUUACCAUGCACAACGUGCCUAAGUGCAAACGAUACGAAUAAAUGAUGUGGUAACAAUUAUGAAUAAAUAUGACAGCUCGUUCGCUCAUGCGCG